This is a messenger RNA of Bufo gargarizans (Asiatic toad), 1638 nucleotides long. RefSeq names its product methyltransferase 2A, methylcytidine (gene METTL2A). The record is from RefSeq and is a predicted model, not a curated record. The coding region runs from base 135 to 1298 and encodes 387 amino acids. Gene Ontology annotation, molecular function: tRNA (cytidine-N3)-methyltransferase activity. The transcript is spliced from 10 exons. NCBI's taxonomy places the organism in Eukaryota, Metazoa, Chordata, Amphibia, Anura, Bufonidae.
UCUCCUCCUGUUCUGUCAGCCCAUACUUCUUCACAGCAGAUCUGCAGAAGGUCGAUGAGGAAUCCCCUAUGUAUUGUACAAGGUCGCCGUUGAGACGUCGUGGCCCGUGGGCUGUUCUAAACUAAACCGCGUUCAUGCUCCCAUUGGUCACACGUGUGCGCGGCCAGCACUUCCGCUUCCUGUGGGGGCGUGGCUCGACCUACGAUUGGCUUGCACUUUAUUGGUCCCGCCCUUUGCCUGCAGCUGAUUGGUCUUUCACUAGAGCGUUCCUCGUCUCCACGGCAACAGCUGCCACUACCGGUUCCGUCAUGGACGGGAAAAGGCCUCAGUUCGGUAACCGGCACCUGAAGGAUCCGAGUCAGGUUUUCCAACAUAAUGCCUGGGACAAUGUGCAGUGGUCUGAGGAGCAAGAAACUGCCGCUCAAAAGAAAGUGCUAGAAAACAGUUCCCAGCCGCUUCCACCUGAGCAGCAAGAGGAAUAUGAGAAUAAAGCCAGCAACUACUGGGACGACUUCUACACCAUACAUGACAACAGAUUCUUCAAGGACAGGCAGUGGCUUUUUACAGAGUUCCCUGAGCUGUCUCCCAGCCACAAGAGUCGGUCAGAUAUAGAUGGAGAACAGAAACAGGACCUCAAGCUGGACACGGCUGGUGAGAGUAAGGACUAUCCAGGAUCUUCAGCCAAUUACCGCAUAUUAGAGGUGGGCUGCGGUGUCGGAAACACAGUCUUUCCAAUUCUGCAGACUAAUAAUGACUCCGGUCUGUUUGUAUACUGCUGUGAUUUUUCUUCCACUGCAGUGGAGAUUGUAAAGAGCAACCCUAAUUAUGACCCGUCACGAUGCUUUGCCUUUGUACAUGACCUGUCAGACGAGAGCUCCACUUAUCCCAUUCCUGAGGAGAGCUUGGAUGUCAUUGUCCUGAUCUUCGUCCUUUCCGCCAUCCUUCCAAGCAAGAUGCAGGAGGCCAUUACACGUCUCAGCAAGCUGUUGAAGCCUGGUGGUUGCAUCCUGUUGCGGGACUAUGGCCGGUAUGACAUGGCCCAACUGCGCUUUAAAAAAGGGCGCUGUCUUUCUGAGAACUUUUAUGUCAGAGGAGAUGGAACGAGAGUCUACUUCUUUACACAAGAUGAACUUGAAAAUUUGUUUACAACAGCCAACUUGGAAAAAGUGCAAAAUACAGUGGAUCGCAGGCUUCAAGUAAACCGCGGCAAACAGCUGACAAUGUAUCGCGUGUGGAUUCAGUGUAAAUACCGCAAGCCCUGUAAGUCUGAAAGCCAACACCAAGAUAACACACAGUGAUGCACUGCCAUAGGUGGAACAUAUUUCAGUUCCACUUAAGGGUUAGUACCCCAAAUGCACAACAUCAAGACGCUCUUCACUGGCCUUCAGUUCAUGAUAUACUCCACAAGAUUAAGCCAUAGCUGCCAUAAGAACCAUCCACAGACAAAAAAAACUGAACUGUUUGGAGAAAAGGCCAUUGUAGGACAUUUGUGGAACAACUGGAUGUUUCCAAACCAUAACACUUGAUGUGCUUGCUCAUUUACUGCUGGUGUUUCCUUCCUGGAGGCCGUUUCUGUUCAUCUAGAACCAGUUCUUAAUUUUUAUUUAUUCAAAUAAAGCAUUUUACAUAUUAUUUUUA